This is a messenger RNA of Scylla paramamosain (green mud crab), 969 nucleotides long. RefSeq lists its product as uncharacterized. The record is from RefSeq and is a predicted model, not a curated record. Bases 1 to 969 code for a protein of 322 amino acids. The transcript has 3 exons. NCBI's taxonomy places the organism in Eukaryota, Metazoa, Arthropoda, Malacostraca, Decapoda, Portunidae.
AUGCGCAGUGCAAUAUCGCCUCAUGAAAGACUAACAGGUACCUUAAGGUUUCUAGCGACAGGACGAUCAUAUGAGUGCCUUAAGUUCUCCACUAGAAUAUCUCCUCAAGCUCUUGGAAAAAUCAUCCCUGAAACGUGCGACGCAUUGUUCCAGGUUUUGCGGAUGUAUAUGCAGUUUCCCAACUCGGAGGAGAAAUGGAAAGCCAUAGCUACCAAAUUUGAGGAAAGAUGGCAGUUCCCGCAUUGCAUAGGCGCCAUGGACGGCAAGCACAUUGAUAUUGUUCCACCUUCCGAUUCUGGAUCAUACUAUUAUAAUUAUAAGGGCAAGCACAGCAUGGUACUUUUGGCAAUAGUCGAUGCAGAAUAUAGGUUUCUGCUCGUAGACUUCGGUACAAAUGGACGAAUAUCAGAUGGCGGCGUACUGCAGAAUACAACUUUCUAUGAAAAGCUAAAAAAUGACAGUCUACACAUUCCACCGCCUGAUGAUGUAUGUGAUAAUUUCACAGAUGUUCCCUACGCUUUCGUGGCAGAUGAUGCCUUCCCUCUCAGAGUAGACAUUUUGAAACCAUUCAGACAAGGACAGUUGGAUUCACCGGAAAAGGAAGUGUUUAAUUAUCGGAUCAGCCGAGCAAGGCAUAUUGUAGAAAAUGUAUUUGGUCUACUUGCAGCACGCUUCCGAAUAUUUCAAAGUUCAAUCAAUCUGGACCCCCAGAAUAUCGAAAAGGUAGUAAUGGCUGCUUGUGCUUUGCAUAAUUUCUUGAUUGAAGAGCAAUCAAGUACAUAUGCUCCUUCUAAUUUGCUGUACGAAGAAAACAGAAUUGAUGGAUCUGUCAUAUCCGUAGGUUGUGAUAGUUCCGACUCCAAAAUGGUCCCUCUAAAUCGUCGACGGGGAAAUAUCAGUAAUGAUGCCAAAGAAAUUAUGGAUAAGUUCAUGCACUACUUCAUGAAUGAUGGGGACCGACACUUCUAG